AUGAGUACGAUCAAACCAAGAAGAAACUUCCGAAGAACUCAAGGUGGUUCUAAUACUACUACCACCGACAACAAGAAGAAACAACAUUCUCAUAGGCAUGAAGAAAUCAAUGACGAUGAUGAAAAUGUGUGUGUUAUUUGUGCAAAUCCUAUAAAAUUCGCAGCUUGGAGUCCCUGUAAUCAUAAGACGUGUCAUAAAUGCUCCUUUAGACAACUCGCAUUAUUUGACAAAAAAUCAUGUCUCAUUUGUAGAACUGAUUUCGAUAACAAUUCAAUGAUUUUUACGGAAAAGCUAAAUAGUCAAGCUUAUGAAGAUUUUAAUUCAAAUAUGUGGCAAACUGACUUAAUUAACACCAAAUAUGGUAUCAAGUUCACUUCUGAUGAUGUUGCAAAGGAAACCUUAAAUUUGUCGAAAUUUAUCUGUUCAGUUUGUAUAAUCGAGGAUAAGGAAAAUGUAAUGAAUGCCACAGAUUACAAAUCAUUUAAGAAAUUAAAUGAGCAUUUAAAGUUGGAGCAUAACAAUAAAACGAUAUGUAUGAUCUGUGCCGAUCAUCAUUUUUCAUUCCCAUCCGAACUAAAGAUCUACACUACCAAUCAAUUGAAGAACCACAAUAACAAAGGAUCUGAAACUGAUGGGUUUAAAGGUCACCCUAUGUGUAAAUUCUGUUCUAAUAAACGAUUUUAUUCACAGGAUGAAUUAAUGUCUCAUAUGAGAGAAAAGCAUGAAAGAUGCCACAUUUGUGAUAAGAUUGAUCAUAAUAAUCCGCAAUUCUUUAAAAAUUACGAUCAAUUGUUUCAUCAUUUUAAAAAUUCACAUUACAUUUGCACUUUUCAAACCUGUCUUGAUGAUAAAUUUAUUGUCUUCAAGGAUGAUAUGGAAUUACAGGCUCAUAUAUUACAAGAGCAUGGUGAUUUAAUAAGAGGGAAGCCCAAAUUUUUCCAAUCUGAACUAUCAACAUUUAUUUCAACCCCAUCAAGAGUCAUCACUGAUGAUAACGCGUUUACUUCUCAACAUUCGUUCUCAGACUCUUCACUACCUUCACUAAAUUCUGUUAAUUCUACAAAUGCGAAUAACUCCUCACAAGAAGUUAAACAAUUAAGGCUAGAUGAAAGAGCUAAACAUUAUCUUGACAAUUCUCACGAAGACUUUCAGACUUUUAUCAAUUUAAAUAAACAGUAUGCCGCAAACAAAUUAACUGCAGCACAGUUAUUAAAUUCCUACAAGAACCUUUUCCAAACACCUCAAUCGGAUGUUCAUUUACUAAUUCAUAACCUUUCUGAAUUGUAUCCAAUGAACUCACUCAAAUAUAAAGAAUUAGAUAGUAUUUACAGAGCACAAGAGAAAAAGUUGUCAAAGAAACCACAACUACCGUCUUUAUAUAACGAUCCAUCAUCAUCCAGCUCUAUGGUUAAUGCUGUAUGGGGAAACAGCAAUAAUAAUCGAAAUGUUUCCUCUUUGCGAACAAAUACAAAUAGACCAUUAAACUUACCAUCCUUAACAUCCACUCCAUCUAAUUUAAAUGGGACAAGGCCAUUACAUGUAAGCCACUCUACCUCAUCUUUGACAUCUAAAUCAAGAAAUGAUAACGCAUCAAGUAAUAGUAGAAUUUCAAAUUUGCCCUCGUUACCUACACCAAAACCAAAGGUGUACAUUCCGCCUGUAAGACAGACGGUUAUUCCGGAUCCUAAUAGUUGGGGAAGAAGGGGCCCACAGCAAACAAAUGGUGAUGUUUUGGAAGGAAUUUCUAACUUGAACAUGAAUGGUAAUUCGAGCUCACAAACGACGAGAGGUAGCGGGAAACGUAAACAAAAGCAACUAUUAUUUCAUAUCGGGAUAUAG
Messenger RNA from Naumovozyma castellii, 1839 nucleotides. RefSeq lists its product as uncharacterized. The transcript has a single exon. NCBI's taxonomy places the organism in Eukaryota, Fungi, Ascomycota, Saccharomycetes, Saccharomycetales, Saccharomycetaceae. The record is from RefSeq and is a predicted model, not a curated record. The coding region runs from base 1 to 1839 and encodes 612 amino acids.